AAUCCACCCAAUUCACCAUUGCCGUACCCAGUAAAGUUCUUGGGUGUCUCAGUGUUCAGUUCGGCUCUUUCACUAAGCCCACCAUUAUCAGACCUCCUCGGCCCGCAUUGGUGGGCACCUUCACCCACUGUACAUACACAGACAACCUCAGUAUCCUCAUCUCCCUUUCCGAAUUCUGUACUCUCUGAAAUCUCUCUUUACGUCGCCUGUACAUCCAUGUCGACCGGUUAAAGUAGCGACUUCCUACGUAUUUCUCUGUAUCUGGGCGAAAUAUUAGAGGAAUGACUUGAACGCAUCGGUUCUGUCUGAAGUCUCAGCUGCUUUACUUUACAUGGAGACUAAUAAGCAACAGAAGAAGAAGAAAUGGUUUCUCUCAUUGGUGUUCUCUCUUUUGUUGUCAUCUGUUCUAAUCUUGGUUUCUCUCUCUUCCUCUUUUGGUGUCUUACCGGUUUAUAGAACCUCGGCCGACAAUCAACAGCCGGUUUUCGUCGAAUCGAAACUGAGAAUCCCUUCCACGUCUACGAACCCGAUUCCCCGACUCGCUUACCUGAUCUCUGGAUCUAUUGGCGAUGGAGAGAGUUUGAAGAGGACUCUAAGAGCUCUUUAUCACCCUCUCAAUCAGUAUGUUGUCCACUUGGACCUUGAAGCAUCCGCGGCCGAGCGGCUGGACCUGGCCAAUUUUGUUCGAGAUGACCCUGUUUAUGCCAAGGUGGGCAAUGUCCGUGUCGUGGUGCGGGCAAAUUUGGUUACUUACAGAGGACCGACGAUGGUUACUAACACACUUCACGCCGCGGCAAUCUUGCUCAAGGAGGGAGGAGAGUGGGAUUGGUUUAUUAAUCUCAGCGCCUCGGAUUAUCCUUUGGUGACUCAAGAUGAUCUACUUCAUACUCUAUCUACCAUUCCGAGGCACCUUAAUUUCAUUGAGCACACAGGCGACAUUGGAUGGAAAGAGUAUCAGAGAGCCAAGCCCGUGAUCAUAGAUCCUGGGCUUUAUAGCUUGCAAAAAUCUGAUGUCUUCUGGGUUACAGAAAAAAGGAGUGUACCUACAGCUUUUAGACUGUUUACAGGUUCUGCCUGGAUGAUGCUUUCUCGUCCAUUCAUUGAGUACUGUUUAUGGGGCUGGGACAACCUUCCAAGGACAGUCCUUAUGUAUUAUGCCAACUUCCUAUCUUCUCCUGAAGGCUACUUUCACACAGUCAUUUGCAAUGCUGAGGAAUUUCGAAACACCACAGUAAACCAUGAUCUCCACUUCAUAUCUUGGGAUAAUCCUCCUAAACAACAUCCCCAUUUCCUCAUUGUUGAUGACUACCAGAGGAUGGUUGAUAGCAAUGCACCAUUUGCAAGGAAAUUUGGCAGGAACGAAACAGUGCUUGACAAGAUCGAUGCUGAGCUCUUGGGGCGUGCUGCUGAUGGAUUCGUGCCUGGUGGGUGGUUUGACAAUAUUGAAGGAAACACAAAUGCAACUACCCCACAUUACACCCUAACAAAUAUAACCACACUUAGGCCUGGACCAGGUGCAGAAAGGAUCAAAACCCUUAUCGUGGGUUUACUGUCUGUGGAGGAUUUCCAUGCAAAGCAGUGUACCUGAUCCAAAGAUCAUCAGCUAACUGAAAGUUGCUGGACGGAAGACUUGGGCUUUGUUAUAUACAGUAUCAACUGAUUAUGCCAUUAAGAGUAUUCUUUUUUGGCCUGAUAACCGCUGGCCAAUGAACACUACUCUAUUGGAUCAAUGAUGGAAAGCUAAUUGGCGAGAUGAGAAACACGCAUUACCCUUCAUACAAAGAUGGGAAAUACAUACUGUCAUAUCUUACUAUCUGUUACGUUUUCUGUUACGAUAUCCAUACUCUUUAUCCUUGUAUGGCUUGUGCAUAGUUUUUAUGCACAAUGACCUUAUUUUUUGGACAUGAUCAAGAUAAUAGUAAUAUAGUAUUCAGAUGAAGAAAUUAAGGAUGGUGAAUAUCAAA
Messenger RNA from Nelumbo nucifera (sacred lotus), 1964 nucleotides. Its product is annotated as beta-glucuronosyltransferase GlcAT14B-like. Gene Ontology annotation, molecular function: glucuronosyltransferase activity. NCBI's taxonomy places the organism in Eukaryota, Viridiplantae, Streptophyta, Magnoliopsida, Proteales, Nelumbonaceae. The record is from RefSeq and is a predicted model, not a curated record. Gene Ontology annotation, cellular component: membrane.